AUGCAGUUUGGUUUGCGAUUUAACUUAAUCCAAAUGGAUUAAAUUUAAGAUUUCAUUUUAUUUUGCUUCAUUUGCAUUGUCUUUUGCUAAAGACUUCAUUUUCAGUCUGAAUAGUAUCAGAGGAGUGCAUAGGAGAGGUAACUUCUUUAGAUUAAAUAGAGGUUUUGCUCGAUCUCUUGCAAUUUAAGUAUGAGCAAACUUCAGUGUAUUUGUAUUUAAUUUUAUCGCAGAUCUCUUCAAUUUACAUUUGUUGAGCAUGUUUAUAUUGCUUCUUUUUUAAUGCUGAAGUAUAAGCAGCGAGUGAAGGGAUCAUUUAAACGAAUUCUUAUUUAAUUUAAUUCAUUCUUUCUAUGUAUGAAUUUGAAUUAAUUUAGCGCUUGUAAGAUUUUUGGUGAAUUGUAUUGUAAUCAAAAUCAAAAGAAAUAAUAAAUUCGCUUUUUUCAUACUCUAUAUCAUUUUCCUUGUACAUUUGGCUUCUCAACUAUUCAAUUUGUAUCUCGAUAUUCACUAAUUGGUUGA
Tetrahymena thermophila SB210 is the source of this 519-nucleotide messenger RNA. Its product is annotated as transmembrane protein, putative. The record is from RefSeq and is a predicted model, not a curated record. Lineage: Eukaryota; Ciliophora; Oligohymenophorea; Hymenostomatida; Tetrahymenidae. The transcript has a single exon.